Messenger RNA from Angiostrongylus costaricensis, 2556 nucleotides. NCBI's taxonomy places the organism in Eukaryota, Metazoa, Nematoda, Chromadorea, Rhabditida, Metastrongylidae. The record is from the annotation of a GenBank genome assembly.
AUGGCGGAAGUUGUACCGCCAGCAACAUGGGGUUCUUCAAAUGGAUCCAGUGACUCACUGGCUGCUCUUGGGUUAAUGUUUCUUUUAUCAAAUAAUUUCGUGAAUAUCAUCCUUUCCAUUGGAAGUCGCUUAAUCGAAAGGUUUAGUGGGGAAUCGGUGCCUAAGGAAGUAGCUCUACUUGCUGAGAAGUAUCAGUUCUCCAUCAAAGAUGAACGGAGUGUCCAAAAAGAGGUUCGACUUUCUACUCGUUUGAGUACGUUUUUGAAACCGUCAUAUAAAGCAACAAAUGGAAAGAAGCAAUUGGAUUAUCUGAAGAGGGAGGUUCGGGAUCUGAGCGACCAGAUUAGCGACAUGCAGGAUGAUCUUCAAAUUCUCGAAGUUUACGAUACGGGAGCAUUUGGUGAGUUAAGCCCUCUGUUAACUUUAGAAGCCGAACAAUCUAGAUUUAAGUCUAAAACGGCAGAAAUUAUAGAUCUUGCGAAGGAGAUGAAGGUGAAGGAUGGUUUGGAAAAGUUUAUGUCUUCAAAUACUUCAGCCAGCAGAAGAUAUCUGGAGGAUUCCAAGAAUAUGCUUGACGAUAGCAAAGCAAAAAUAGCUUUGUUGCGGAUGCAAAUUGAGAAGAUUGCACACCAAGGACAUGAUAUUCAUUCAAGCACUGGAAGGGAAACAAAGUCGCAGCUAGAUAUGGUCAUUGAUGAUCUUUUCUUCCGUUUGUGCAAAGAAGCUGCGAUUAUAGAUGGAGCGAAAAACUUGAUAAAACUCCUUCGGGCUCAGAGGAAAACUGAUCACAGAAGUCUAAAUGAUUCCGCCUUGCGUAAGAAAGCCUGCCUUUGCCCAUAUAGUCUUCCAUUUCUCAAGCACAUUUCGUUGCAGGAAAGUCCCUCGAAAACUGCAAGCUUGCCUCGUAGCGCAUAUUGUCGACGCCUUAGUACUUUGCCGCCUUCUUUGGCUGUAACGAUAUUUCAUAUCACCCUUCUUGCUUAUUGCAAACUACAAUUUUUAAGUAUUUAUUUGAGUACUUGGUACUUUCAUAGUGUCCUUCCACGUCAGUCCGAUGAGGUGAUCGCUUUGUUGCGUGUGGAUAGCCGAAUAGUUGGACACACUGAAGCCCGUCCACUUAGUCAGCAGGCAUGGGAUCAACGUUUCAGCAUUGAUUUGGAUCGGUCAAAGGAGCUGGAGAUCGAGGUGUUUUAUCGCGACUCUCGGUCCAUGUGCGCUUUUACAGCCGUCAAGUUAGGCAACUUCGUUGAGCCUACUGGACAAGCUGGAAUGGUGUUGCAGCUGGAGCCUCAUGGCGACUUAUUUGCUGAAUUCAAGUACUUGAAUCCAGUAAUCAGUCGCAAACCCAAACUGGAACGUCAGAAAAGAUUAUUUAAACGCAAGGAUAUGGCUGGCGCUAAAAAGCAGUUAGGAGUACAUGCUCUAUCGCGAAUGCUCAAAGGCAGAGAAGACGAGCCUAUUGUAGAUUAUGGCAUAGAAAGACCUGGUGGGCCUUUGAAAGCUCCUAAGCAACCACCUCCUGCUGCACCCGUCUUGUCCAGCGGGACUAGUUUAUCUAUCAAUAUGUUCCGAAUGGUUAGUGUUCUUGGGCGAGGCCACUUUGGAAAGGUGAUUUUGGCUCAGUAUAAACCGAGCAUGACGUAUUAUGCUUUGAAAAUACUCAAGAAAGGAGAUAUUCUUGGAAGGGACGAAGUAGAGUCCCUCAUGGUUGAAAAACGGAUCUUCGAGGUUGCCUCUCGAGCUCGCCAUCCUUUCCUGGUUAAUUUAUUCGGUUGUUUCCAAACGGAGGAACAUGUGUUCUUUGUCAUGGAAUAUAGUAUGGGAGGCGAUUUGAUGCGGCACAUCCACGACGACAUAUUCAGUGAAGAAAGGAGUUGUUUUAAUGCAGCAUGUGUUCUUCUGGGAUUAGAAUUCCUUCAUAAGAACAAUAUUAUUUACAGAGAUCUGAAGUUGGACAAUCUUCUGUUAGACAAAGACGGUUUCGUGAAGCUGGCAGAUUUCGGGUUGUGUAAGGAGGGAAUGGGGCCUACUGAUAAAACUAGCACUUUCUGCGGCACACCGGAGUUCCUUGCACCUGAGGUUCUAACCGAAUCGUCCUAUACGCGAGCGAUCGAUUGGUGGGGUCUGGGUGUACUGAUUUUUGAAAUGCUGGUAGGAGAACCACCAUUCAGCGGUGAUGACGAAGAAGAGAUUUUUGACAGCAUUGUGAAUGAUGAAGUGCGCUAUCCAAGAUUUCUUUCCAUCGAAAGCAUUUCGAUUAUGCGUCGACUCAUGAGAAAGAAUCCUGAGAAGAGACUUGGCAGUGGAGCGAAAGAUGCCGAGGAGGUGAAGAUGCAACGAUUCUUCAAACAUAUAAAUUGGCAGUGGGAUCGCCUACUUCGUAAGGAAAUUCCUCCGAAGUUCAUCCCUCAAGUCAGAAAUCCGGAGGAUGUAUCGAAUUUUGACGAGGAAUUCACGAAAGAGAAGCCACGUUUUUCAUCUGCAAAAGGCAAACAUGUGAUUACAGAAGCAGAUCAGCAACUUUUUACAAAUUUUGAUUUCUCAUUACUUGUUUGA